AUGAUGAUGAUGACCACAGCGACUCUGCCGAGGAAGACGAAUGGUCAUCCGGGCGGUGUGCGUCAGAAGACGAAGAGACAAACACGACGCCGGACGGAGAAAAAGACUGCCACGGAGAAAGAGGGCGCGAUGCCCGCGCACGACGCCGCGGGAGAAGAGGACUACGACGCCACUGACAACCGACAAAGAGCAAAAAGGGCCAGAGAGGAGCAGGACGAGGAGCAGGAUGAGCAGGACGAGGAGGAGAGCGAAAGGUUCGUGUCCAAAAACGGUGAAAUAGAAUGGUCCUCGACGACGUAUCAUCCCCGACGCCCUCGACCUCGCCGCCACGCCGCCGAAUACGAAGAGGAGGAAGAGGACCAACAACUGGACGAUGAACGACAACAACAUGACCAAGACGGCGACGACGAGGAGCAACAACAGGCUCCAGAGAGCCCCGGACCCACCGAGUACGCGACCACACGCGUCCGAGACAUACUCUCCACGUUCGACCUGUUGGUCACGCGGCGCAUACUAGAGAUCGCGGUGACCGCCACGAACCUCGAGGGCCCCAGGAAAUGCGGCAACGACUGGAAAAUGACGGACGCGACGGAGCUGCGCGGCUACCUCGGGCUGCUGCUCCUCGCCGGAGUGUACAGGUCCCGAAACGAGGCCCUGGAGAGCCUGUGGCACGAGGAGAGCGGCAGGGCCAUUUUCCGCGCCACAAUGUCGCUGAAGCGAUUCCACGCGCUCUCGCGACUGCUGCGAUUCGACGACCGCGAGACGAGAGGCGCCAGACGAGCCUCGGACAAACUGGCGGCCAUAACGAGGCGGUGGGACGCCUGCGCGGCGCGUCUGGCCUCCGCCUCUACAACCCGGCCCCGACGUGACUGUGGACGAGCAGCUGGUUCCCUUCGAGGUGAGUGUCGUCGCCGGUCUGGGAACUCGCUAGCCAUCGGCGGCGGGGCUCAACUGAAGGCCGCCGGGGAUGGAUAA
Molecule: messenger RNA, 975 nt
Organism: Perca fluviatilis (European perch)
Lineage: Eukaryota; Metazoa; Chordata; Actinopteri; Perciformes; Percidae
Exons: 2
Coding region: 1-975 (324 amino acids)
Source: RefSeq, a predicted model, not a curated record